AUGGAGGCAUUCCUCCGAGAGAAAUCAAGGAGCGCCACAGCAUUCAGGGAGGCAUAUCUAUGGCCACAUAUCAACCAGGAGGACCUUCUCAAGCCCAAGUUGUUCCUCAUCUUUCUCAACGCGCGGGCCCGUAACUUUCCAUCAGCCUUUUCAGCAGCCGAUCACGAGUCGUUCAGGUUCGCCACCACAAGUAGGAAGGUUACUGCAGCCUUUCUCAACGAAUACACGAUGAUGUUCACGGGAAGAAAUACGCCAGAAACAUAUGGACAGUUGUACUCCUGGGACGACCAUACCGAUGCGGCGUCGUGGCUAUUCUCUCAGCGAGGUGUGCAUCCUGGGUACGGCCUCCAGGUUCUCGAGAUUCAGGAGCGUGUCUAUCACUUUCUCCUGGAGUGUUGCUUGCAGAUUCUGCAUGACAUGCCACGCGAAUCCCUGAUGGUCGAUGAUAUUCCGAUCGAGCCGGAACCGCCAGCGUUGUCCAUUGCCGAAGGUCGCUCGAACUCCCUGGCUGCGGUCGCUGCAAUCACUCCGUACCGCCUGCCCGCCAGUCUUAAUCUCACCCGUCUGCAAGAUCUUGUCGCCGCUAAACGGUCCGCCACGGAGGAUCACAUUUGGUCAUUACGGGAGGAUCCCAGUUAUUUUACGGAUUUCGUUCUGGAUAUGAAGGAGCAUCGACAAGAACUUCUUCCGGAUACCAAAGGACGACAGCACUCCUUGAUGAGGCCUUAUCCAAGCAAGCGCUUCUGGGAUCGUGUAGCAGGGGGCGUGAUCACUGAAGCAUACUUCUACCUCGAGAUUUGGGACGAUUUGCAUUCUCUGAUCGGCAAGGUCAUGUCCCUCCAACAAAAGCAUGAAGGCGCUAUCAAAUACGACGAUGAUCUUCCGAACGAGCUUCUGGAGGCCUUUUUGGAACUGGAUUUCAGUCUGAGCCAAUACGCCAAGGGACCGAUUCAAGCUCUCAAGACAAUUGUCGUUGCUUCUCCCCCUUUACGAGCCUCCUUUGUCCGCCUGCCAGAGGAGGGAAACAGCAGCAUCAUCCAAGUGGUGCAAAAGCCGGGAUCAACCUGGGACAAGACUCAGAGUCGUCUAAUGUGGCUCUUCCAGACUCUGUGGGACGAGCAGCAGAGACACCUCUGUGGUCUACAUCCCAUCCUAGAUGAGAUGGAGCGUUUGGUAGAGAACGACCCCAAGGCCAGGAACCUCUUCUCCUCUCGAGUCGCGAGCAUGGUUGCGGAUUUAUCGCUUAUUUCAGAGUGCCAGCAUCAGAUCUCCCUCUACCAACCUUGGGCAUCCUCCUUUGAAGCCGAGGCACUCCCCUGUCAGGACGAAUUGAAGGCCAAAUAUAUUCAACGGACCAGUAGGAUGCAGGAACUCGACAUUGCACUCAAACAAACCUCAUUGGCCGAUGCAGAUCCUUCGGACGGCAAGUUUUUCUACCCCGUUGAGAAGCGCAGGACAAAGGAGAAUACGGAGGCGUUGCAGAAGGCGGAGAGAACUCUCGAUACGUUCUGGGAGAAGCUGGACAAAUAUAUCUUGCAGAAAAUCGACGUAUCGCGCCAUGGGACAUUGAUGCACUUGUUAUCGGACCACCGUAUCCUGUACAGAACUCCUGACUGGGUCCAGCCUGAUCCUGCCUUGCCGCCGACAGACCCCCGGAAGGAGAAUAGAUUGGAGGAAAAUGGCAAGCCCCUAUCCCGACUCUUUUUCGACAACGAGCAUACACAGAGCAAGGUUGACUCCGGAGGCAAGUCACCCCAAAAAAUCAAGGUCAAGACUCGAGGUGUCGCUCUCACCACUCCCUCGCCCGAUGAGCCAUCGCGUCCUCCAGGCGCUCCGCAGUCUGUCGAUACCCAGCCCACGUUCACGGUGGACAAACGCGCCCUGAAAGUCUUUUCAACUCUUUUCUACCAGCCCUCUAACAAUGCCCAGCCUGAUGAAAUCCCCUGGAACGAUUUCUUGCAUGCAAUGAGCGCGACAGGAUUUGCGAUCGAGAAACUAUAUGGCUCAGUCUGGCAUUUCAUGCCUUCCAAGUUGGAUGUGGAGCGCAGCAUCCAGUUCCACGAACCCCAUCCCACUAGCAAGAUUCCCUUCAAGACCGCAAGGAGAUUCGGAAGGCGGCUGUUUAGAGCGUACGGAUGGCGUGGAGAUAUGUUCAAGCAGGUGGAUGCAAAGUAG
Messenger RNA from Linnemannia hyalina, 2175 nucleotides. The record is from the annotation of a GenBank genome assembly. NCBI's taxonomy places the organism in Eukaryota, Fungi, Mortierellomycota, Mortierellomycetes, Mortierellales, Mortierellaceae.